AUGUCUUCUGCCUGGCGGCGGGAUAUGUGGUGGUCCGAGUAUUUCGAGCGUUGGCGGAUCGACACUGCAUACCGUCUUCUGCGCUGGGUGUAUGGCCUAAAGAAUGACCAUCGCUGGUACCCGCAGGCACUAAUUAUGCAUAUCGACGAGAACCCGGAAUGGCUGGUGGAUUGUCAGAAGCUAAUUGCUGUUGCCGAAUGGAUCAAGGAUGGAGCAGCAUCUAAUAUUGUUGCCGUGCUGUGUGAAGUUGGCGAAUCGUGUCUGAACGCCCAUCACCUGGUUGUGUCCUAUGAAAAUUUGGGUGAACUGAAUGAGACUGCUUCUGCAGUGAUACAAUGCUCCGGCUUAGGCAUCUUGAGACCGAACACGAUUAUAGUUGAUUACCCAAAAUGCGGCUCCUGUGCUAAUUUGUAA
This is a messenger RNA of Gongylonema pulchrum, 414 nucleotides long. Lineage: Eukaryota; Metazoa; Nematoda; Chromadorea; Rhabditida; Gongylonematidae. The record is from the annotation of a GenBank genome assembly.